AUGGACUUGGAAGAUGAGAGUGAUCCGGGGCUGGCGGGCCUCAGCCCUGAGUUUCAGGCCAUGCUUGGAGGCCUCUCUGGACACAUGGCAUCUUUCUCAAAGCUGCUGGAACAACGCACCCUGCCAAAGGAGCAGGCGAAGGACAAGGACGAUGAGGUAUACUUGGACUCUUACGCGGAUCUGGGAAUUCACGAGGACAUGCUGAAGGACACCGCGCGUGUGGAGGCCUACAGGAUUGCCAUUGAGCAUUGUGCGAGGUCUUGGGAAGGCCGUGAGGUGACCGUGAUCGAUGUCGGUGCUGGGACUGGACUGCUUUCCAUCCUCUGCGCCCGACAGGCCACACACGUCCAGGUCCAUGCCAUCGAGGCUUCUCGGCUCGCGCACUUCCUGCGACAGAUCGUGGAGACCAACUUUGGAGGUUUCGACACCAAACAAGCCGUGCAUGUGCACGAGUGCCUCGCAGAGGACUUCCAGCUGAGUGACGGCCAGAAAGCCGAUGUGAUUGUGAGCGAAUGGAUGGGCUACUGCUUGCUUUACGAGAACAUGCUGCCAUCUGUCCUAUCUGUGCGAGAUCGCUACCUCAAGAAAGGUGGCGUCAUGCUGCCAUCAAGAUGUCGUUUGUUGAUGGCACCGAUUCAGGAUAGCUGGCGAGAGGAGAAGCUGGGCUUCUGGAAUUCUGUCUGCGGCAUCGAUAUGUCUGCACUGGUGCCACUGGCCACCGCCACCUUCUGCUCAGUGCCUCAACAUCGCUUGGUGAAUUCCGCAGUGCUGUUGGGAGAUGCCAUUGAAAUUGCGCACCUGGAUUUGCAGACGGUGAAAUGCGAAGAUUUAGACAGAUUUCAGACCGAUGUUGCAUUCACACUGCCAGCUGGCACUCGGCUAGAUGGCAUGGUCACAUGGUUUGAGUGUGAGUUCGGAGAUGCUGGGUGGCAGCUUUCCACUUCUCCUUUGAAGCCGGCGACUCAUUGGAAACAGACUGUGUUCUACUUUCGUGAUCCAGUUGAAGCUGGUGGCGGUGUAUCCAUCUCAGGCAGGAUGAUGCUGGAGCGCCAUAAUGAGUUUUCACGAGGAUACCGUGCGACAUUUGAGUUGAAGAUCCCCGGGCGAAAGCCCCGCAUGGAGGUUUUCGAGCUCAGAUAG
Messenger RNA from Symbiodinium natans, 1140 nucleotides. The record is from the annotation of a GenBank genome assembly. Lineage: Eukaryota; Dinophyceae; Suessiales; Symbiodiniaceae.